AUGUGGCGAUGGGUGCUGCCCCUUUGGUUAUUCCUGCUCAGGAGAGGGAAACCAAUGUGUGAAGGACCAAGAUCAGUCACAGCCUCCCAAAGGGCAUUCGACUACGACAUCUGCCUCAACCUCCACCAAGACAUCAACAACGAGGUCAACCGGCCUGCCGACAACUCAGCCUUCCACAACGGGUGGCUCAGCAACAACCACCCAACGUCUACCACAAAUGACGAGGCUACGGGUGGAAAGGCCGACACUUAUGGGCCAGACGUAGGGACAAUAGUCGGGGGAGUUGUUGCUGGGCUUACCGUUCUUUGUCUUGCUGGCUUCAUCAUUUUCUGUUGUCUCCGCCGAAGGGCACAUCAAGGUUCGGCCAGCAGCGAGAAGCCAGGAUCUACAACCAUCUCCGAACCUAUUCCCCAACCAAACUCUUAUCGUACCGAUUUUAUCCGUGAUGCACCAUCGACACCACCACGCACAGAUCACCCAUCUAUUCCGUGUAUUUCUGAAGAUCGAAUCACUCGCAGAUCCAUCCGAAAUCCUUUCAACUCCCCCAGCCCUUCGGACGCGGGUACGAACUCCAGGAUCCCCUCUUUCUGCGAGGAUAGCCCUCCUCGGCAGGGGCAGGUGGGUGCACGUCUUGCCCCCAUUCGUACAAUGAAGGCAUCCAGCCAGUACCUCAAGCCUCACCGAACCUCCAUUCACCGGCAGCCAAGUGGUGAAUGUAUCAAUGUGUUCGCGGAUUCAAACGCAGUUGAUGAUCAGUUUAAUCGACAGACCACAUUCACAGAACUCAUGGACAGGGCGGAUCUCAAAGGCGUUGGCCGCGACAAACCCUAUGUCCCCGGCACAACGCCGAGGAUAUAG
Molecule: messenger RNA, 858 nt
Organism: Clonostachys solani
Lineage: Eukaryota; Fungi; Ascomycota; Sordariomycetes; Hypocreales; Bionectriaceae
Source: the annotation of a GenBank genome assembly